CUGCUGGGGUGAGCAGCACUGUAAAGAUGAAGCUGGCUAACUGGUACUGGCUGAGCUCAGCUGUUCUUGCCACUUACGGUUUUUUGGUUGUGGCAAACAAUGAAACAGAGGAAAUUAAAGAUGAAAGAGCAAAGGAUGUCUGCCCAGUGAGACUAGAAAGCAGAGGGAAAUGCGAAGAGGCAGGGGAGUGCCCCUACCAGGUAAGCCUGCCCCCCUUGACUAUUCAGCUCCCGAAGCAAUUCAGCAGGAUCGAGGAGGUGUUCAAAGAAGUCCAAAACCUCAAGGAAAUCGUAAAUAGUCUAAAGAAAUCUUGCCAAGACUGCAAGCUGCAGGCUGAUGACAACGGAGACCCAGGCAGAAACGGACUGUUGUUACCCAGUACAGGAGCCCCGGGAGAGGUUGGUGAUAACAGAGUUAGAGAAUUAGAGAGUGAGGUUAACAAGCUGUCCUCUGAGCUAAAGAAUGCCAAAGAGGAGAUCAAUGUACUUCAUGGUCGCCUGGAGAAGCUGAAUCUUGUAAAUAUGAACAACAUAGAAAAUUAUGUUGACAGCAAAGUGGCAAAUCUAACAUUUGUUGUCAAUAGUUUGGAUGGCAAAUGUUCAAAGUGUCCCAGCCAAGAACAAAUACAGUCACGUCCAGUUCAACAUCUAAUAUAUAAAGAUUGCUCUGACUACUACGCAAUAGGCAAAAGAAGCAGUGAGACCUACAGAGUUACACCUGAUCCCAAAAAUAGUAGCUUUGAAGUUUACUGUGACAUGGAGACCAUGGGGGGAGGCUGGACAGUGCUGCAGGCACGUCUCGAUGGGAGCACCAACUUCACCAGAACAUGGCAAGACUACAAAGCAGGCUUUGGAAACCUCAGAAGGGAAUUUUGGCUGGGGAACGAUAAAAUUCAUCUUCUGACCAAGAGUAAGGAAAUGAUUCUGAGAAUAGAUCUUGAAGACUUUAAUGGUGUCGAACUAUAUGCCUUGUAUGAUCAGUUUUAUGUGGCUAAUGAGUUUCUCAAAUAUCGUUUACACGUUGGUAACUAUAAUGGCACAGCUGGAGAUGCAUUACGUUUCAACAAACAUUACAACCACGAUCUGAAGUUUUUCACCACUCCAGAUAAAGACAAUGAUCGAUAUCCUUCUGGGAACUGUGGGCUGUACUACAGUUCAGGCUGGUGGUUUGAUGCAUGUCUUUCUGCAAACUUAAAUGGCAAAUAUUAUCACCAAAAAUACAGAGGUGUCCGUAAUGGGAUUUUCUGGGGUACCUGGCCUGGUGUAAGUGAGGCACACCCUGGUGGCUACAAGUCCUCCUUCAAAGAGGCUAAGAUGAUGAUCAGACCCAAGCACUUUAAGCCAUAAAUCACUCUGUUCAUUCCUCCAGGUAUUCGUUAUCUAAUAGGGCAAUUAAUUCCUUCAGCACUUUAGAAUAUGCCUUGUUUCAUAUUUUUCAUAGCUAAAAAAUGAUGUCUGACGGCUAGGUUCUUAUGCUACACAGCAUUUGAAAUAAAGCUGAAAAACAAUGCAUUUUAAAGGAGUCCUUUGUUGUUAUGCUGUUAUCCAAUGAACACUUGCAAGCAAUUAGCAAUAUUGAGAAUUAUACAUUAGAUUUACAAUUCUUUUAAUUUCUAUUGAAACUUUUUCUAUUGCUUGUAUUACUUGCUGUAUUUAAAAAAUAAUUGUUGGCUGGGUGUGGUAGCUCACGCCUGUAAUCCCAGCACUUUGGAAUGUCAAGGCAGGCAGAUCACUUGAGGUCAGGAGUUUGAGACCAGCCUGGCCAAACAUGUGAAACGCUGUCUCUAUUAAAAAUACAAAAAUUAGCCGGGCAUGGUGGUACAUGCCUGUAAUCCUAGCUACUUGGGAGGCUGAGGCAGGAGAAUCGCUUGAACCUGAGAGGAAGAGGUUGCAGUGAGCCAAGACUGAGCCACUGCACUCCAGCAUGGGUGACAGAGAAAACUCUGUCUCAAACAAAAAAAUAAUAAAAUUUAUUCAGUAGGCUGGAUUCUACACAAAGUAAUCUGUAUUUGGGCCAUGAUUUAAGCACAUCUGAAGGUAUAUCACUCUUUUCAGGCUAUAAUUAUUUGGGUAAUCUUCAUUCUGAGACAAACUUAAUCUAUAUCAUUUACUUUGCAACAGAACAACCCUACAGCAUUUUGGUUCCCAGACUAAGGGAACUAAUAUCUAUAUAAUUAAACUUGUUCAUUUAUCAUUCAUGAAAUAUAAAAUACUUGUCAUUUAAACCGUUUAAAAAUGUGGUAGCAUAAUGUCACCCCAAAAAGCAUUCAGAAAGCAAUGUAACUGUGAAGACCAGGGUUUAAAGGUAAUUCAUUUAUAGUUUAUAACUCCUUAGAUGUUUGAUGUUGAAAACUGCUUUAACAUGAAAAUUAUCUUCCUCUGCUCUGUGUGAACAAUAGCUUUUAAUUUAAGAUUGCUCACUACUGUACUAGACUACUGGUAGGUUUUUUUGGGGGGGGUGGGUAGGGAUAUGUGGGUAAUGAAGCAUUUACUUACAGGCUAUCAUACUCUGAGGCCAAUUUUAUCUCCAAAGCAAUAAUAUCAUUAAGUGAUUCACUUCAUAGAAGGCUAAGUUUCUCUAGGACAGAUAGAAAACAUGAAUUUUGAAAUAUAUAGAACAGUAGUUAAAAUACUAUAUAUUUCAACCCUGGCUGGUAGAUUGCUUAUUUUACUAUCAGAAACUAAAAGAUAGAUUUUUACCCAAACAGAAGUAUCUGUAAUUUUUAUAAUUCAUCAAUUCUGGAAUGCUAUAUAUAAUAUUUAAAAGACUUUUUAAAUGUGUUUAAUUUCAUCAUCGUAAAAAGGGAUCAUCUCAGAGAGAACAGCAGUAUUCUGCGUAUUUUUAAAAAUGCUCUAGAGUAACAUUUGAAGUAAUUCACUGUAGUGUAUGCCAGUCCUAGAAAUAAUUUUUUUAAUUUCUGGUGUCUGUUUCUAAUACACUAACCAAGUUUUCAAAAUAUAUUUACAAAGAUGCAUCUUUACCCAUUAUUUUAAAAUGAUUAAGGAGGAUAGUUGCUUCAGGUAACAAGCUAAUUUUUCAAAUAUUAGGCCCUUACAGAACUAUUUAGUCAAAAAGUAAGAUAUUCCUUUAAAAUAUAUAACCCAAAGCUUUCAGUUAAACAUGAUAUAUCACAAAUACUAUUAAAAUGUUAAAGAGAAAUGCAAAUAGCAUUAAAUGAUGACCAAAAUGUAAAAUAUUGUAGAUUUCAAAAGCUGUGUCUCUAUUAGGUGGGAUACCAAAUGUAAAUGAUGUAACUGACGUUGUUUUUUACUUUUUACUUUUUAAAAAAGACUAAAAACGUUUUGAUAUUAUACAAUGUAUUUGUUUCAGAUAAGGUCAUUGUCAUUUAGUAUAUAUAAUUAAUAUAUGUACAAGUUUAAGUAAAUUCCUGUGAGUAAAAAUGGACUUAUCACAAAACAUAGUUCUAAAGAAAGGUAUAUGCUCAUAUACACGGUGUCCAUUAAUUUAAUGGGAACUAGGUAUAACUUCAGGAGAAUUUGGCAAAUAAUUCAUUAAUCCAUGUAAAUAUUCAAAAGCUUGUUCUAUCCACAUUAUUUCAAGGGAUCACUUUAUUUUUCAUUAUACUUUCACAGCACUUUUCUAGUAAAUUCUGUAACACAGAAAUUCCAUUUUGGAAUCAUUUCAUGUUACCAAUAAUUCUAGACUUUUAUAACAUUUAACAUGUUGAUGGAAAUAGAUUACAUCUGCUAGAACCUUUUGCCUUAACUAUUCACCAAUAUAUGCUAAUAUUCAUAAAUAUGGAUUGACUGUUUACAAACAUUAGAAUCUUGUCUUGGUUCCAUUUUGAUGGCUAAUAUUUGUUAUCUUAAUUAAGACUAUUUCUGAGGUCAUGAUUACUUGAAAAUAUUGACUAAAACUGGGUCCUUAGAAAUUCCAGGUGGAGCUGAUUUACCUAUGACUGAGGGGAAAAAAAAAUCAAAUUUUACUGAUAAUAGUAAUGCUCCAAAUGAAUUAAUGACACAUCUGUUCAAUAAAUAAAGAGCUUAAAUAUACAAAACAUAAGAAAUCUGGGCAACAAAACUUGUGGUCUUUACUUUUGAAUAGCUACCCAAGAAAAGGUUUUAAAGGUAAAAGUUAUGAGUAAUGUCAUCACAAUAAGCUCUUGUUUAAAAUUCUUUUCUUUUAUGUAUAAUUAGGUUUAUGUUUCAUGUCUUUUUAAAACCUUAUAAAAGAUUUAAUUAUCACAUCUAUUCUUCAAUGUGGAAAUAUUAAAUAUUGUUGGUUGUAAAAUAAUA
Molecule: messenger RNA, 4256 nt
Organism: Homo sapiens (human)
Lineage: Eukaryota; Metazoa; Chordata; Mammalia; Primates; Hominidae
Gene: FGL2
Product: fibrinogen like 2
Exons: 2
Coding region: 27-1346 (439 amino acids)
Cellular component (GO): extracellular region; non-collagenous component of basement membrane
Source: RefSeq, marked reviewed